AGAGAACUGAGCUACGGUCAUCAAGCAUCAACAACGUCACUGUGAACUGAGAAAGCCAUCACAUCAUAAAGUACUGUCCCUCGUUACAUAUGGAUAAGCUUCAAUGAGAACGCGACCUCCUCUAGAAAGACGUUGCUCUCACUCUUGCAGUAUUAUCGUCAUCCUCUUUUCGCUUUCUUUUCAUCGCAUUGCGCAACUUGAACAGCAGAAGAAGUAGCGCGAUCUAUCUAGCCAUGGGUAAAGGCGGCGGCGGCAAAAAGGGAGGCGGCGGCUACCCGUGGUGGCAGCACAUUAAGUCAAAAGGCGGGGGCAAACAGCAGGACGAGGAACCGGACGCGAAGAAGCCCAAGCUGACGCAUCCCCAAACGGAAUUGCAGAAGUAUUGCUGGAACAACCUGGAGGGCGCGGGUUACGGGUCGUACAAGGAUUUGAAGGGGGAGUGGGCCGAGGACGAGUUCACCGUACGGAUUGUAAAAGUGUCUGGGUCUGGAACAUUCUAAACUUGUGAUGCUGUCUCUGAAUUCUGAAAAAAUUUGUAUUACAUGACCAGCAAGAGGACUCCAGUUUGUGCUACGCGGAGAGGUCAUUUCUCAUGCUGUAGAGGCAUCACAAAGCGCUCUAAAAAUCUGUGAUGCUACGGCAUGCAUCACAGACAUCAUGGGUCAUGGAAAAUAUGCAUGGCAAAUCUAGAAAAAAUCUUCCAGACCCAGACAUUUUUACAGUUGAUAUACCGUGUACGUGGACCAUGUGCAGGGCGACGCGUACGCACCGCCGAGCCACUAUGGAAGCGUCAGGAUUGAAAUCGUCAAAGUUGAAAUGAUUUGCCAUGCAUAAAAUGCAAGGCAUGAAGUGCCUGUCUUGCCGGGAUGGCAAGUGAGGCAGAUUGUGAGCCUAUUUAGGGUUUGGGACAGAGCUACUAAAGGAGCAUGACAAAAGCAGUCCUCUGUGCCCAAACAGCAUUACAAAUUGGAUUCCGGUGCUCCAAAAAUUUGGCAUGCGCCGCUUGGAAAUUGGUCUUCCAACUGGCAUCCACUUUAUGCAUGACAAAUCGUUUCAACUUUGUCGAUUUUAAACCUGACGCUUCCAUAGCCACGUGCGGGUGCGCAUUCCGGCCGCGGUCGCGAAGUGGCCCGAUGCGUUUUUGCUGGACAACUUUCGCAAGGACAAGAAGACAAAAGUGAAAAACCUCGCGGCCGCGGAUUUUGUGCAGCGGGUGGUGAACGACUACCUUCGCGGCGGGUCGUAUGGGAGUGUCGGGAUCGAAAUCGGCAAAGUCGAAAAAUUUGUGAUGCGUAAAAUGUAGGGCACGCAAGGCCUGUACUAUUGGGGAGCAGGCAAAUGAGACCAAUUGUAAGCCUGUUUAGGGGUAUACAAUGUGCUACCAGAGUAGCAUGACAGGAGCAGUCUUCUUUGCCCAAACAGCAUGACAGACCGGAUGUGGGUGCUUCCGAAAUUUGUCAUGCGCCACUUGGAAACUGAGGCUUCAACUGGCAUCGAUUUUGUGCAUAACAAAUUUUUCGAUUUUGCCAAUUUCGAUACUGACACUUCCAUAGGUCGGGAGUGGACUGGACCGAGGUGGCGGAGAAGAACGCGGGCUGGAGCAGCAGUAAGGGGGGAGACAUCCAGGUCGACCGGCCGUCGCAGUUCGUGCUGCAGCGGUCCUGCGUGGUUCUGAUGCGCGAGUACUGCGAGGUGCGGGCGACGCUGGCCUUGCCGGCGCAUGGACGGACGGCAGAAGGCAAAAAGGCGGCGGCGGCGUUUGACGCACUAGUGAAAACCGCGCAGAAAGCACUGAUAUUUCAAAACUUGGAUCACGCUGCACUUCGGAAACAUCUACAGUAUAAAGAGAUUUGUCGCCUUGUUUGCUUCGAUUGAGUAUAGUUCAACGCAUAUGCUGUAGCAAACUAUGUAAAAGCAAUGGUUGAUCAUGAUCAGUUUGAACGACGAACUUAAAUUCCAGAUGCGUCGAAGACCAGCAGCACCUCCGUGCCUGGUGUGCAGACAACGACCUGGUCGCGUUCGUCGGUGAUUCUGCCAUUCUGCCCCGCAAGGCCGGAAACGACGACCGGCCGAUGGACCGAGCCAAAGUGGUCCCUUUCGAAUCUCCGGAAAGUUCCGCGUUUUUCGUGGAACUCCCCCAUCGGGGCAAAGUCCGCGGCAUGGGCAUCAAGAAGGGCGUCACGCUCAUCGUCGGUGGGGGCUUCCACGGGAAGUCCACUCUGUUGCAAGCGUUACAAACCGGCGUGUACGACAAAAUUCCGAACGACGGGCGCGAAUUGGUCGUCACGGAGGAAAAUGCGUUCAAACUGAGGUCGGAGGACGGCCGGUGCGUUCUGAACACCGACAUUUCCCCCUUCAUCAAAAAUCUUCCCAACACCACCGCGAACGACAGUGCGAAGACGACCAACUUCACCACGCAAGACGCGUCCGGCUCCACGUCUCAGGCGGCGAAUAUCAGCGAAGCGUUGGAAGCCGGAGCGACCUGUUUGCUCGUGGAUGAGGACACGUGCGCGACGAACUUUAUGAUUCGGGACAAGCGCAUGCAAAUGCUGGUCGCGAACAACAAGGAACCGAUCCAGCCCUUCAUCGACAAAGUCGUCCCCUUGUUCGAAACCACGAGGGUGUCGACAAUCCUAGUGGUCGGCGCCAGCGGCGAUUUCUUCGAAAAGGCCGACACGGUGCUGUGUUUAGAAAACUACAUCGCGAAAGACGUGACGGCCGAGGCAAAAAAGAUCGUCACCUCCACCAAGUUUUGGGACUCCACCCUGGACGGGAGGAGUGAAGGUUCUUUGCUUCAUUGUUUUUUGGCCUGCACGGCUGGGCUCGACUUUCUUGCAACUUUGACUAUGUUCUUUUAAGCGAACGAAAUGUGUAUGUAGUUUUGUUUGCCAUUGCCCUUCCCGCUGCAGCUACGACGCGAUGCAACGAUCGUCGUGAUCUUUACAACUAGCUUUGUUCACCCCCCCCAUCGAAAAUAAACUAACAGGCAGCUUUCCGGCGCUCCGUCCGCGGCGUUUGAACAACAAUACAAACUGUGCGGCAGACGGGAAGGCGUCGGCCCGAAACCUGCGCUGCAUUCAGUACGGAGAGGAAGAGGUCGAGCUAACCUACGUCGAGCAGCUGGUCGAGCUGUCGCAGGCCAAGGCGCUGACGGAUAUUUUGCAGCUGUUGGGCGACGACUAUAGUAACAAAGUCAAGAAGCAGAUCGUGGACGAGAGCAGCUCUUUCUCCCAGCUCUUGGACAAGUUCGACAGCUUGCUGGCCGAAAGUCCGUUGGCACUGGACGUGCUGAGCAGGUGGGACCGCCCGCAGGGUUUCUACGCAAAACCUCGAAAAUUGGAAAUAGCCUGCUGUAUCAAUCGCCUUCGGACGGCGAAUUUUUCAUAGUACGCGACCGCGAGAAGGUUCUUGUAGUGAUCAGUUUCAGUGAUUGAGUGAGCCACUGCCACGCGAGACGAGGCUUGGCGCAAUUUCGAGGACUUCUUCAACAUACAAAAAGGUGACGCUACUACACAUCCUCACCCACCUCACGCAUGAUUUACGACUCAAAGUAAAGUACUUAAAGUUAAAUAUUUUUACCCGCUCCGCAGAAGAUCGAUAG
Molecule: messenger RNA, 3601 nt
Organism: Amoebophrya sp. A120
Lineage: Eukaryota; Dinophyceae; Syndiniales; Amoebophryaceae
Source: the annotation of a GenBank genome assembly